This is a messenger RNA of Blumeria graminis f. sp. triticale, 1761 nucleotides long. The record is from the annotation of a GenBank genome assembly. NCBI's taxonomy places the organism in Eukaryota, Fungi, Ascomycota, Leotiomycetes, Helotiales, Erysiphaceae.
AUGCCAUGUUUCAAAGGCAUUGCGGUCAGCGUACACGCUGAAGGUGCUCCGCUACCAGAAUAUUCUGUACAAAAGCAAUCAAGGGUGUCACGCGUUAGUACAUACAUUCCAGUACCAAGACCAGUGAUCCCACAAAAUUCGGACAGGCUUGAACCUUCCAAAUUCGCUAUUUCAAUUACCCUACUUACUCCUGGUAUUCCUAUACCUUAUUCUCAACCAAAGCCAUCGCUUGAAAAUCCUCACCCAUCUCCUCAAAUGGUUGCUGGGUCGCCGAGAGCCAACGGAUCAGGAAGAAACGUUGCUGGGGUGAUCGGACCUUAUAUACCUACCUCAAACUCCGAAAACGAAACUAUCGCUGCUUACAUUUACUUUGAUGGCCGAGUAAAAGAAGAAGUCGCAACUCUGCUAAGACCUGGGGAAGAAACUUGGGUAAAUUCCCGCUGGGUUCAAUUGCCAGAUUCUGAGGGUGGUGGCCUAGCCGAAAGAGAAUUUUUGUUCCGUGAAGUUGGGCUAGAGAGGUGGUUAAAUGGUUUGGAUUUGGAUGGUCAUGGCGCCGCUGCCAAAAUUGAGAAACGUAGACAAAAAUUUGAGAAACGCCGGAGACGUCGGAGAGCUGAAGCUUGCAUGAUUGAUGAGUUUGCGGAAGCGACCCCUCGCAGAACAGAUGGCCAGGGUAUUCUGCGAUACGGCGAUGAUGAAAAAUCGCCAAUUGAACAGAUUUCUGACGAUAAUUACAGCGAUGGUUCCAACUCAGAAGACGAAAUCCCACACGAGACCGCCGGACAAAUCAAGAUUGCUAUGUUUCGCGUUGUUGCAUCUGGUGAGAUCAAGAAAGGGGAAUACUCUCCACAGUUUGGUGCAAACGACAGCGACGAGGAGGGCGAAAGCAAUAAUACCGAAGAGGGCGAUAUAGAUCAUACAACUAGCUUCGCUAAGCCCAAGAUCUUAGAUCCAAAGACGGUCAGCACUCAAACUGUCACAGGUAUCGACGGACCCGAUAACCCAUUUGCUGUCUUUACUUUCUUUUAUCGGGGAGAACGUCAGCUUGAAAAAAUGGGCAUAUUGUCACAAAAACGCCCAAAAAGUAUCUCUGACUCUAGUAAGCGCAGGUCAACUCUGCUAGAUCUUUCAAGCCUAGCCCCAUUGAAGCCAGGCGGGACUGUGGGUUUCUCAUCGUUCAGAGAGCGAAAACCCUCAUCGAAGCUAGAUAAAACAAGUAAAAAUAGCAGGCGCAGUUUCUCUGGCUCUUUAGACAGUGAUGAUAAUGAUGACGGUGGUGAUGAAGAUCAAAAACCCAACAAAGUUAUAGUAAAAUCUGAUAUUGAUGAAGAGAAAGAAUCGAGCUCUCUGUUAACACAUGACUAUCUUAAAUCUACCGGAGAAAUGAUCGAUGGAUUCGGGCGCAUAAAGCUUAAGCGUCAACAUUCAGUUGAACCAAACGACUCUACAGCUCGACCAUCUCCUGCAUCUGCAAGUACCAAAUCAGUUGACGGUUCGCCACCCUCUGAUCUUAACUCAAAAUUAGAGUAUUUGAAAACAAAUCCAAGCAGUCUCUUCGGAAGUUGUCUUCCUGACGAGUCUGUAGUAGGUAGUCCUUUGAAAAAACAUAGGGCUAGUCUUUAUAGUAUUGACUCGGAAAUAUAUCGUAAUCAACUGGCCCAUGGCGUCAAAGGCUCCGGUAGUGAUAAUAAGGCCGCAACUGAGGUGAUGCCAGAACCACUUCCAUCCAUAGCUACCGGAAUGGAAGAAGAAGAGCUUUAG